UUUCCACCAACCUGGCCUCUUUAAUGGCUUUUGAGCGGCACGCAGCCAGACCUGCGUUCUGCAACACAAGCACACUGGCACGCACGGCUGCAUGAGACGGUCUUGUCCCAGCCAUACUCUAGGCAUCCCCUGGAGGAAUUUCAUUUCCUCUCCUAUUGCUUUCAGUGACUCACUUCCUGUCCCCACUCUGUCUCAAACCUGGAAGGGGGAAAGCAUAGGCAAUACACGCUGCCCCGGUGGUUAUCCAAUACGUAACAAUACGCCCACUACAUCUAUUUAUUUUAAGGACGAAGUGUCAUUUCUAAUGGGCUCAAGAAUACUACCUAGUCUACCAGGGGUCCUGGAGAGAGUCUUCAACUGCAGCACUUGUAUCCCCUGAAGACCUGUCAUUGUUGAGUGCUUGGGCUAUGCCUGCCAUUUUAAUAUCAGUUGAAAGCCAGAAAAGGCAGACAAAUUGCAUCUUCUGCAAGAUAUUCCCAUGAAAUAUCUUCCACAGGGAAAUAUUGGGGUAAUUUUGAAGUACGUCAUCCACCUGGAUAAGCUACAUUUGCCAGUGUUCUCUCUCCAUGGAGAUCAUCUCGUUUACUGUAUUGUGUUGUGUCCGGAGCAGGAGUGGUAGCUGCCAAGCGUGCAGUGGAUCUGGAGGCCUCAAGCUGCCUCCCCGUGGAAGUCGAAGGGGACUGGCCAGCUCGUAGGCACCAGCUGCCAGCCAGACAACAGGGGAAUUCCUUUCCUGAAUUUUCUCUUCUCCCCAAGCCGUUGCAUCAUUUACUCAGAAGAGUUCUGAAUGAAUUGUCUGAUCUGGGGCACUCUAAAAACUCUGGGCCCUGGACUGGAGGGGAAAUAAGAGGUAGAAGGAUAUGUGUCAGUGCUUUUCCCUUGAAGCUACUGUCAUCACCCCUGGAAAAGUUCUGCAGGAAUAAGGGGUGGUAAGAAUGACAAAGGAUCUGGACUGGCUCCCUGUUAUAAGAAAUAAAAACCGAGGCCCAGCAUGCAGUGACCAGCGUGGAGUAUAGAGAGGUGAGAGGCAGCCCUAUGCCUCACCCCUCCAGUUUCCAGAGCUAACUCCAGCUGCCUUCCAGCGCAUCGGACAGCCAACUCAGCCUCAAGGUUUAAAGAAAAGAAACUAGAAGGUUUCCAAUCACCAGCACGUCAAAAACAGAAAAGGAAAAGUCCAAGUGGAUUUUAUUUCUGGACUGAGAUGGGUCUAGAAUCCCCAGCUAAGCCUGGAGAUCCAAAGGUCACCAGCCAGAGGGCAGGAUGGAGAAUGCUCCUCUUCCUCCUGAUGUGCCUGCUGCAGGCCGCCAGUGCACUGAAGGGCCCACGGCUGGUGUCCGGGGAGCCUGGGGGCGCUGUGACCAUCCAGUGCUGGUACCCCCGCCUGGCCAUCAACAGCCACCAGAGGAAGUACUGGUGCCGCCUCGGGCCCCCGGCGGGGGUCUGCCGCACCGUCGUGUCCACCAACCGCUACACGCACCUGCGCUACCGUGGCCGCGUGGCCCUCGCAGACUUCCCCCAAAGAGGCUUGUUUGUGGUGAGGCUGUCCCGGCUGUCCCCGGAGGACGAGGGGCGCUACCGCUGCGGCCUCGGGAGCUCAAACAACGCGCUGUUCUUCAGCAUGAACCUGACGGUCUCUCCAGGUCUUUCCAGAACCAUCCCGACAGCCACGCUGGCCUAUGGUGAGCUCAUCACAGAAUCCUCUGAAACAGCAUCACCCCCAGCAGCCAAAACAUGCACACAAGCAAACACCCAGACAACAGGAAGACAGACGACAGGAUGGGAUACAGUUGCCCUGACUCCAGGAGCCAGGAAAACCAUGGCUUCAGCCACGGAGAGGCAAACCCCAGGACCAACUGCGACGGUGGCUCCAGGGACAGGCAGCCAGGUAGAGCGCUCCGUCAGGGCAACUGUCCCCACUGUGCAGAGUCCGGCUUCAACAGGCAGAGGCGUGACCAGUGCAGCAGCGCGGGGUCUGGUGUGGAGCACCGGCGAUUCAGAAGCAACCAGGGCCAGGGCCAGCAAAAGGAAGAGGGAAACUACUCCUGGGGCCGACAGGCCAAGGGAGGAGACAGAGAGCGUCAGCACAACUCCGGGCACCGCUGAGACAGCCACAGGGACCAUUAGGCCAUCGACCCUGGCCUCAGAAAGAUGGAUGUGGGAAACCCUCCAGGAGGAGACAUCGGCUUCUGAGCCACAGAGCCUGGGCUCCAUUGAAGGGACCACCCCGGCUGUGGCUGUGUGGACCUCAGAGCCAACCCACGUAGAGAUGGCAUCUGCGGAGGGAAGCGGUGAAGUUGACCUUGACACGCCUGCCGGAGACGGUGGUCCCCAAGUGAUGCCGAGCCAGGCCCUGGCAGCAGGGCCCCCGGGGCCCCCGGCCAAGGAGUCUUCGGUAAAGAGCGCUCCUCUGGAAGAGAAGAACUUCUCCGGGAUCCUGACCCCAGUCUCGUCAGCGCUGUGCCCACUUCUGCUGGUGACCCUUGUUCUGUGGAAGAGGAAGCUUCAGAAGAAGAGGAGCUCUCAGAAGACAGGAAAGUCACCAGGGGUCACCUUGAUUCAGAUGACACAGGUCCCCGACCUGGGCCUCCAGCCAGCCCAGCCACCCCAGGUGGGAAGGAAGAGGCUCCAGGCUGACUCUCCUCCUCUCCACGCCGCCUGAGUCUCCCGGCAAGGGACCCGGGACCCUAAGGAAUGGAAGGAUAAGCCGAUCGGUCACUGUGGAAGAGGAACCAGGACCGAACACCAUAGCCCAGCUUCUUCUCUUCCGUCCUCCACGUGAACGAGCUGGGGCAGAGGGGCCUGGGGGAGUGGGACUCUGUCUAGGGAGACAAAGGCUGGGCCAAGGAAGGUCAAGCAUUUUCCAAGGCCAUAGGAGACACUGUGACUCAAAGAAGGCUGCAAGAAAGAAUCAGUUCACUACUGGUAGAGGUCAGUGGACCUAGAUAAGGCGUGAAAUUUCCAUUCCUGGAGGGUUGAAAAUAUGAGAGGUUUACAAUCAAAGUGCAAUAUUAACAAAAUUUCAACGAUCACUCCUAGCCCUUGUAGGUGCUCCCUUUUCUGAUGUCUGUUAGCACCCAGCCUACUGCACACAUUUGAUUCUAUUCGUUUCCAGUAGAUUCUAAGCUCUGGGGGCAGUAAUUGUAUUGUAUUGUAGUAAUCUCACUACAUCCCCGAAGAACUUCAGCUCACUAGAGCCCCCAAUAAAUAAUUGUACUGAACGACUGACUGGAGGGAAAUGGUCUCCGUGGCCUGUGAUGACCCUGCCCAUGAAGAUGCUCUGAACCUCUUUCAAUGUGGGGGGCCCAUAGAUGAUCCCACAGGUCCCUACAUGGGGACCAACAGGAGGAACAUUUAUUCCCCAUUCAUCCCUCCCCACUUGGCCCCAGACUGAUUAUGCCAUAGACCUUUUGACCCAGUCAAGAUUUUCUGGGAUUUUCCUAAGUUCAUGAAGGAAAAGGGUAUUUUUCAGUAGAUUCUCAUCUUCUUCAUAAAGCUCCUCUUAUUCAACUGUUUAUAAAUCCUUGAUACCAAGGACUGAUGAUAAAGCUGGAAAGCAGUUAUGGUAAGAGGGGCGGAUCAGAAAGAGGAUGGCCAAGAGGAACUUUAUGUGGAUUCUGCUUUGCAGCCAUUUUAUCACAUGCUUGUUGGGGGAUUUGGCUCUGGUCCCAGGUGUCACAUCUAGUCAGGUGUCACUUCUGCUCUUUUACUUUGCCAGAUCUCUCAACAAGCUGUUUGAGCUUCAUGUUUGGACAGAGCAGCCCUUGAGCAAUGGAAGAGAAGGGAAAGAAAGGCUCCAGCAUCAAGUCAGGAAUUGUCAGGUAGAUAUUCCCAGAAGGCUGAGCCCUGCCUCCUAAGCUGUCAGCAGCACAGAAAUCCUACCUUACUGCCUCUGCGAAGCUGGGGCUGAACCCAGACACUGUCCAGAGAACAUAAAUAUGAUACAGUCUGCACGAUUUGGGAGAGAAAGACUCACUGUUUUGGUUAAGCAGUGAAGUUGCCUGCACCUAACCAAACAGAUUACAGAACUUCAGCACUACCAGAUCCUCAGAAGUCAACCAGUCUAAAACCCACUGCCCAGGGUAAGAUAGCUGAGACCCUGUGGCGGGACAACCGCUUGCUGAGAGGCACUCAGUUAACCUGCUUAGGAACAGCAGGAUGAGGACUAGAAAGGGAACUCGUGACCUCGACCUAGCGCUUUCCUCACUUCACCUUUGCUAAACAACAUAUCAGAGCAAAAGUCGUCAUCAAGAAUCAAAGACACCACACCCCUAGCUCUAGACCGUUUUCAUGCACAUGAUCUCAAGGGCCUGCCUGAAACACCUGUAAGAGAGACAGAAGAGCCACCAUCAUCCCAUCCCACCGAUGUGGACACAGGCCCUCAGGGGUAUAGAGUCCAACCAUGAUCCCUCAGCUCACUGCAUGCAGGAACGGGAGCAAAUCCAGACUGUACAGGACCACUCUAGCAGUGUUUUCCAGAGGCAUCCACAAAACGCUAGCUUCUGAGGACUUUUAAGAGCUUUUCUCAGGAAAGGGUUUGGUAGAUCAGAGAAGUUUCAGAAACGUGGCUUAAACCAAAAGCAGGUUUUGUGCAGGAUUAUUGGAAGACUUUGAUACACCAAGGUGCAUUGUGAAUAGCCCUGGUGGGAGGGUCAGGGGACAUUGUACGUGUUUCCCUGGGUUUUGGACUAUCGUGUUUAGCUUGGAGCGAUCUCACAGGACUGGGCUCCUCAAAGCAUUCCUUGUUUGGGGAAGCCUGAUGCACUGAAUCAGGGGUCACAGACCUUUUCUAUAAAGGGCCAGAGAGCAAAUACUUCAGCCUCUGAAGGCUGUAAAGCCUGUGUUGCAACCGCUCCACUCCGCCCUGGCAGCCCAGAAGUGGCCAAAAACCAUCCUGAAGUGAAUAACUUUGGGCUGUAUUCCAACAAAACUAUUUACAGAAGCAGGCCACAGGCUGGAUCUGGCUCAAGAGCGGUAAUUAAUUUACAGCCUUAAUGCCAAUCCCUGCAUUAAACCGUAAAACCAACUGAGGCUCUCCACUUCCCACUCUGAUACGGAGGAUCUGACUCCAACCUCUUCUAACUUCCCUUGACCACCCUUGCUGGCACCUUCCUCCUUCUGCGCCCCUGUGAGCCUCUUUCUGGGGUGCAGCAGUUGGGCAUUCUGCCUGACCACCUGCCUGGGGG
Molecule: messenger RNA, 5183 nt
Organism: Dama dama (fallow deer)
Lineage: Eukaryota; Metazoa; Chordata; Mammalia; Artiodactyla; Cervidae
Gene: FCAMR
Product: Fc alpha and mu receptor
Exons: 6
Coding region: 1202-2659 (485 amino acids)
Cellular component (GO): plasma membrane
Molecular function (GO): transmembrane signaling receptor activity
Source: RefSeq, a predicted model, not a curated record